UUUGUGUACAAAUCAUACAUUUUUACAUAUGGUAAAUUCAAAACAGGUAUGUUAUUUUAUAAGCUGACGAAAAUGAAAUAAAAGGCAACGCUGUGUUCUAAAUUUUGACAUUAGAAGUUAUCAAGUAUUCCGACUAGGACAACAUAUUUAUUGCCGAAGGUGUAGUAAACGUGCAAUAUAAACAUUCAAAACACAGGAUGAGUUCAAGAGUCUUGAAAAAAUUGCAAGGAGGAGCUGGUGAAUUGGAAUUAGUAGAUGACGGCAUAGAUGAAGACCAGGAACAAGUUUCAGAUGACGAUGACCAGGAAUCAAUUCGAGGCAAAGGAAAGCACUUAAAUCCAUUUGAUUUAUUGAAUCAACAAAGCUUCUCUGAGAGCGAAGUGAAGGAAGAUGACAAUGAAACUGAGCAUGCCUCCGCUACAGCCAAUGUUCCUGCCGGUCCUGCAGCAUCUAAGAAAAAGAAGAAAAAACGCAAGAAGAAGACAAAAUACACUGGAAAUCAUAUAAGCAGUGAAGAUAAUGAGCUUACUGACAAGUAUAUUAGUGACAUAGACUCUCUAAUUGGUAAAGUAGCUGACACGUCUGCAAAAACACAAAAGACAAUACCGCCACGUAUAGAAAUUUGCAAAUCUUUACUAACGGUAGAAUUGAAAAAUUUGAAUCCACAAUAUGAAAUGCGACGCACCUUCGGUAAACGUGUCGUUAGAGUUGAAAACAAACGUGGAAGAAGUAAACUCACAUUAAAAACAACAUAUAUGGUAACUGCAAAAGAAACCUGGCCUCCUGUUAUGAAGAAUAUUAUAAGCAUGAAACCGGUACCGGCACCAGACUUUGACAUCACUAGUAAAGAUACAACAGUUCAGGGAGUGCAGUGGUUUGGCUUUGAACAUAGUCAAAAAUACCAAAGUGUGCAGAAUCAAUUUUUAGCUGCAGUUGAACGCACUGAUUUUGACUUCUUAACUGCUUUAAUACGUAGCUGUCCUUAUCACAUUGAUUCAAUUAUACAAUUAAGUGAUAUGUGUAAAAUGACUGAAGAUUAUAGCUCAGCCACAGAACUUAUUGAACGUGGUGUGCUUGUUUUGGAAACAUCACUUCAUCCUAGUUUCAGUUUAACAUCGGGAAAUUGUCGUAUGGAUUACCGUCGCCAAGAAAAUAGAUGUUUCUUUAUUGUGCUUUUCAGACAUGCUCAAUAUUUGGAAGCUCGCGCUUGUUGUCGCACAGCAUUUGAAUUGUCUAAACUAAUCCUAAGCUUAGAUCCUGAUACAGAUCCUUUGGCGAUAGUGCUUGUAUUGGACUAUUAUGCCAUACGUAGUAAGCAAUAUUCCUGGCUUAUUAAGUACUAUGAAGAGUACGAUGCUGUGCGUAAUUUAUUACAACUGCCAAAUAUGGCUUAUUCCUAUGCGUUAGCAUUAUUCUGUCUUUUAGGAGAAUGUGAAAAAUCUGAUAAAGCUCUAAAAUAUGCAUUGCUCAUGUUUCCGGGUGUUCUACGUCCGUUACUAGAAGAAAUGUCAGUACAAACUGAUAAACGUGUGUUGAGUAACCCGUACUUUUGUUCAGAAAUUUCUGGCUCUCAAUCUCCAGCCUUACAUCAACUGGUUUGCCUUUAUGUUUGCCGUGCUAAAGUAAUUUGGCGUCAACACGAAGUUUUGCCCUGGUUGGAACGUAAUGUCAAUAGCGUGCUUGAUCGCAUCGAGCGCAACGAUGCAAUUAUCACUGAUUACAAUCAGAUACGUGCUUUGCGUUAUGGUAAACCACCGCGACCCAUAUUACGUCAUGUAUUGCUCUCUGAUUUUAAAGAGAAAGUGCCAUUGGCAAGUUUCUUGUCAAAAGAGCACACCACACUUGUAUCGUAUGAUCCAUUUCCACCACCAGAUUCAAUUAAUUCUUAUGAAAGAAAAUCCUCUUCUAGCAGUCCAACAACUGCUACGAAUCGUCCUUUAUCUAUGUUUUUCCAAUCUUUACUACCAACAUUCAAUAUGCCACAUGGACACGUACGUGCUGCUGGAGCUAACAAUGCUCAACCACAAGCACUACCACGAGCUCCUUUAGCUCAACAUGAAGCCGACCCAGGUGAUAGGCAACAACAAUUUAUAGGAUUUGACGAUGGUGAAGGUGGAGCAACUGGUACUGGUGAGGCUGGGACCUCAUAUCAUGAUCUUACGCAAUCCCUACAUAAUAUUGUGGAUGCAAUGCGCGACUUUCUACAUAAUUUCCGUUUAAAUGAGAACUUGCCCGCCGGUGAGAAUGAUGAUAAUGACAGCUCUGAAGAAGACACUAGCGAUUAUUUUGAUUAAAAAUAAUUUAAUUUCGUAAUUAAAAUUUAUGGUAUAAAAUGUAACAUAAAAUUGCUUAUUAAAGCUACGUUUGUUUUAUACACAAGUUUUUAAUUAGAUUUAAAUCCUAGCAGUAGCAUUAAACAUUAAACAUUUCGAUUCUUGUUUAUUAUUUUCUAAAUUUAACGCAAACAAAAUAAAUUUUAGCAAGCACAAGUUAAACUUUUGUGAUUGGUUUUUUAAAGCACUUUUAAAAUACUAAAUAAUUAAUCCUUUAAUAUUGAAACACUUUGUAUAAUAUAUAUAGAUAUAAUAUAUAUAUAUAUAUAUGUCUAAUUUUUUUUAAUACCUGAAUAUUAAUAUCUUAAAAUAAUAUGCAAUAUAAUCUACUCGCUUAAAGUUUUUGUCAAACAAAA
Molecule: messenger RNA, 2689 nt
Organism: Teleopsis dalmanni
Lineage: Eukaryota; Metazoa; Arthropoda; Insecta; Diptera; Diopsidae
Gene: Nulp1
Product: transcription factor 25
Exons: 10
Coding region: 198-2294 (698 amino acids)
Cellular component (GO): RQC complex
Source: RefSeq, a predicted model, not a curated record